UUAAAAGCUACUUUUUACCAAAAAAAAUUUGCAAAAAUGCGCUAAAAAGGUAAAAACUGACUAUUUUACGUAUUUAUACGUAGAAUCGGUAGAAUCCAGUAGAAAGCUACUGUUGAAACAAAAUCACAAAUAUAGGAAAUUGUUUGGGAAAUUGUACCUAUACACCUAAAACUUUAGUUGUUAAUUUUAAUGUAGAUACAUAUUCUAUUUGUUAAUAACAAUAAAGUAUCAGUAUACAUAUAUAGGUAUAAGCAGAGAUUGAGUUUAGUUACAUACUAUUCAUUCUGAAAAUAUGUAGGUAGUAUGAAAGAGAAGAUGAAAUAGAAGAAAAUCAAUACUCUUGAAAACGUAAGAAUGAAAAAGCUUUUCAAAUGAUGCACAAAUAUUACUGUAAGGGCAUCAAUAGUAUUUGCGAUACAUUAAUAACUUUAAUUAACUUAAAAAAUAAAGAGAAUGAAAUAUUAAUUAACGCAUUUAGACAAAAUGAAUUUCUAAUAUGCCCAAAAAAAUUAAAUUCAGCGUAAUACAUGCCACAGGUGAAGAUCCUAAAUUUAAGUCAAGCGAGUUAAACAAUCAUAGUCCGGUAGUAAAAGGAUGGCAGUCAGCAAAGAAUUGCGAUUUUCCUCAAGAAAUUAUGCUACAAUUAGAAAAACAGUGUUUGUUGACAAAAGUUCAAGUCUUAGCGCAUCAAUAUUUAAUUCCUUCCAAAAUAGAAUUAUUUGCAAGCAACCAAGACACAAAUACUAUAGAAGAUGUUGUAAAUAUAAACUGGGAUUAUAUAGGAUAUAUUACAUUAUCUGACAACCAAAGUUCCAUGUUUAAGAGUAGAGAAUUGAAAUCUGUCAGUGUACCACCUUGUGUUGCUACAUUUUUAAAAUUAAAGUUAGGUAAAAACCACACGAAUGCAUAUAAUGUGAAUAACCAGGUAAGUGUAAUAGCUGUAAAUGUGUUGGGUAAUGAACUUGAAGCAAGGAAACGGUCCAUUGAAAAUGAAAGCAUCGCAGAUAAAUUAAAUGCCUUAAUAAGUGAUCCAGAAUAUGUAUCUCCUUAUGACGAUUUGGCCUUUGAAAUGUAUGUGGAUGUGGGUGUAGCAAAUACAAUUAGAGAAAUGGAACUGAAAAAACAUUUAGCAGUAUUAGGUGAACGGUACGAGUAUGCCAGAAAACUUAAGCAAACUAUAGAAAGGCUUCGAAUAGUUGGAGAACGCCUAGGGAAGUAUGAUUUGGAAAAAAGACACGCGAUUGAAAUGGAGGAUUACGAAAGAGCCAGACACAAAAAGAAACAAAUGGAGGAGUUUCGACAGGAAGCCUAUGCAAAUUUAUUUGUAGAACAAUUGCUGGAAGCAAACGGUGUGUGCUUACAAAACGACGAAUGUGUAGAUGAAGAUUCGUCACAUAGGAAUGUGAUGUCACCUACAAGCAAAGCAGAUAAACGAAUACCUUCCCCUAGCGUGACCUGCUUAAGCCAAGGAUCAGUUUCACCUAUACACAAUCCGAGACAUCCAAGUCCGAAAACAGGCUCGCCCUGUACUGGAAGCCCGACCAAUAUACAGACGAGGGGCUCCUUAAGACGGCGUAACAAAUCAGCGGGAGCGAUUACUAAAACAAGCUACGAACAAUAUGAAGAGAAACCGUUACCCACCUUAAGACAUUCGCAGACUAACGAAUUCCUACGUGAAUGCCAGAUGGAAUGCGAGACUAAGACAACAUCCAAAUUAACUGAAAGAGAACGAAAACAAGCGGCACUUCCCAUACUGGUGUUUGCAAAUGAUUUGGUCGAGAAAUUUUACUCUAAACACUAUUUGGAUAAAGAGGAGGGGUUGAAUCGAUUGAAAGAGGAGUUAUUAACUUACAAUGCUAAUAGGAUGCAUACUGCGAAUAAAACGGGGAGAGCCGCAAUAUUUCUCCUACAUCGAGCAUUAAGGGACAAAGUGUUUUCGGUGUACAGUCUAGCAAAUGAGGUUAUCCGAUUGUACUUUGUUCAGUUUGUACCCGGAAGGGUAUCUCCAGCGGAAACUGCCCGAAGUGUGGACAAGUUAUUGCCAGAGCUGCUGACAAAGUCUGGAGACACAAGUACUAGGAUACAUCAUAUGGCUGUACAUACUAUUCUGACAAUGGCGGACUGCAAAAAUGUCAGGGAUUUACACAUUAUUCCAACACACCUUAGUCGAAACCUCAAUACCAGCACCCAUCCAAGAUUAGCUUUAAGUAGAGCUGAAAUGGUGGAGCAGUUAAUUAUUAAUCAAGGAAUAUCAACUGAUAAACAAAGCGGUUUAACAUGUAGAACAUUGUCAGAAUUUGGGUUGAGUGGUUUACAUCAUCCAGCAGAACCUGUACGAAAAGUAUCAGAACGAAUUCUAGUUUUAGUGUACAAAGUAAAUCCACGGUUGGUGAGAAAGCAACUGCCACCUGAUGAUGAUAUUACACGAAGGAACCUGUUGUAUAGACAACUAUUUCACGAAUUUGAUAAAAUUGAUAUUCAGCGCAAAAAAGAAGUUUUAGAACGAAAUCGUCUUAUUCAACAGUGUUCGUUAAGUCCAGAGCCAGAUUAUAAAGCUAGCAUUAAUAAAUCCAUAAGUUCGAUUGAUGUCCCGAAUGAAAACAAUGAUCAAUGCCAAAGAUAUGUCUUAGCCAAAAGCGUGAGUGGUGGAAAUAUAUCUAACAUAAAUGGAAAUGGUAACGAGAAACAAAGUACCAGCUCAGCAAGCGCACUAUCAAGUCCCAGUAACACCUCACAACCAGAUGAAGGAGAACGACAUUGCAUCUUCUGCCACGAAAUGGAGAGUACAAUUUUGCUUAUCAACAAAUCAAUGAACUCUCAUUAUUGGCGAAACUGUCCGAUGCUUGUUCGUUGUAAUGAGUGUAGUCAAGUGGUUGAAGUCUCAGCGCUCUCUGAACAUUUAAUAAUGGAAUGCGAGCAAAAGGAGUUAUACACACAAUGUUCGCAAUGUACAGAGGCAGUUAAGCUAAGUGAUUUUGAGAAGCACUCUCCUUCAUGCAUUGAACUGGCUGAAGGACAUAACAGAUGUCCACUCUGUCAUGGCAACAUUGAAGAUGAAGAAUCUACCUGGAAAACACAUUUAAUGGGCGAUAAACCGUGUCUGAAGAAUACGCGAGUUAAACAUCAUAAACAAGUAACAAUACAAAUUUAAUAAAUUUCAAAUUUUUAAAUUAUUAAAGGUAGGUAGGGUUUCACAGCUUCUUCUCCAAACCAUCAUGAUUAGUUAGUUAGAAAGUUACACCAAUUCUGAAAUUUUAGCCUACUCGUGCAUGAAUAUAUUUUAGAAUUAAAUUAUGUAUUGACUAAAUUUUUUGUUAUGUAGUUGUUUUUGACAACCACGGUCAUAGUGCAAUUUAUCGUUAUUAUACGAAUUAUACAUUUGUUUUACCCUUAGCAUAAUCUGAAAGAUUAGAAAGUGGUGCAAUGAAAAAUGUUGGUUAUUUCGUCGGCAAUCGAAUGAAAUAAAUGAAAACUUAACUUAGGUAUUUAUAACUGUUUACAUUUUUAACGUAAUUAAUUCCUGGGCCAAAAAUCUUUGUUACACAAUAAUAGUAAAAGUGGUAAAAAAUGCUUGGCCACUAUCCACUAAAAACCUUUCCAGGAUGCAUUUUACAUGUUUUAUGGGGAAUAAAAUAUUCACAUAAGAAAAUAAUUUACGAUUUAUUAAAAAUGUUAACAUAAUUGUAAUCAACUUCAUUGAAAAAACACAAGGUACUAAGGCUUCGUACAAAAUUCGUCCAAAGAAACAAGUGUGACUAAUACCUAUGGUAGAUUUAAUCGAAUGUAAGCUUAAACUUUUUUUAACUACAUAGUAGUUUUGUAUGCCUAUUAAUGUUACAAUUAACGAAUAAAAAUAACUCACAGAUCA
Molecule: messenger RNA, 3868 nt
Organism: Photinus pyralis (common eastern firefly)
Lineage: Eukaryota; Metazoa; Arthropoda; Insecta; Coleoptera; Lampyridae
Product: centrosomal protein of 104 kDa
Exons: 13
Coding region: 497-3151 (884 amino acids)
Cellular component (GO): cilium
Source: RefSeq, a predicted model, not a curated record